AUGUCAGGCUCUAGGCCAAGUCAGUCCUCUGAGGGCUCAAGGAGAUCAAGACACAGCGCUAGGAUCAUUGCACAGACGACUGUUGAUGCAAAGCUCCAUGCUGAUUUUGAGGAGUCAGGAGGCAGUUCCUUUGAUUACUCAACCUCAGUGCGUGUCACUAACCCCGUUGUGGAGGAGAAUCAGCCACCAAGGUCAGACAAAGUGACCACUACUUAUCUUCAUCACAUACAAAAGGGAAAGCUGAUUCAGCCCUUUGGUUGUUUGCUUGCAUUGGAUGAGAAAACCUUCAAAGUCAUUGCAUACAGCGAAAACGCUCCUGAGCUGUUGACAAUGACCAGUCACGCAGUUCCUAGUGUUGGCGAGAACCCUCUUCUAGGCAUUGGGACUGAUAUAAGAAGCCUUUUCACUGCUCCUAGUGCCUCUGCGUUGCAGAAGGCUCUUGGAUUUGGAGAUGUCUCUCUGUUGAAUCCCAUUCUUGUCCACUGCAAGACGUCCGCAAAGCCGUUUUAUGCUAUUGUACACAAGGUUACAGGGAGCAUAAUCGUAGACUUUGAACCGGUGAAGCCUUAUGAAGUUCCCAUGACAGCUGCUGGUGCUUUGCAAUCAUACAAGCUCGCUGCCAAAGCAAUCACUAGGCUGCAGUCUUUGCCUAGUGGCAGCAUGGAAAGGCUUUGCGAUACAAUGGUUCAAGAGGUUUUUGAACUCACUGGCUACGACAGAGUGAUGGCUUAUAAAUUUCAUGACGAUGAUCACGGUGAGGUUGUCUCUGAAGUUACAAAGCCUGGUCUAGAGCCUUAUCUUGGUUUGCAUUAUCCAGCCACAGACAUCCCUCAAGCAGCUCGGUUUCUCUUUAUGAAGAAUAAAGUGAGGAUGAUUGUUGAUUGCAAUGCAAAACAUGUGAAGGUGCUUCAAGAUGAGAAGCUUUCCUUUGAUCUCACCUUGUGUGGCUCCACACUUAGAGCACCUCACAGCUGUCAUUUGCAGUACAUGGCCAACAUGGAUUCAAUUGCAUCUCUAGUUAUGGCGGUUGUAGUUAACGAGGAAGAUGGAGAAGAGGAUGCAACACCCCAAAAGAGAAAGAGACUAUGGGGUUUGGUGGUUUGUCACAACACAACUCCAAGGUUUGUCCCUUUUCCUCUCAGGUAUGCUUGUGAGUUUCUAGCUCAAGUGUUUGCCAUACAUGUCAAUAAAGAGGUGGAGCUGGAGAAUCAGAUUACUGAGAAGAACAUUCUCCGCACACAGACACUCUUAUGCGAUAUGCUGAUGCGUGAUGCUCCUCUAGGUAUUGUCUCACAGACUCCCAACAUAAUGGACCUUGUGAAAUGUGAUGGAGCAGCUCUUUUGUAUAAAGAAAAAGUAUGGAAACUUGGAACAACUCCAAGUGAGUUUCAUCUACAAGAGAUAGCUUCUUGGUUGUGUGAAUACCACACAGAUUCAACUGGUCUCAGCACUGAUAGUUUACAUGAUGCUGGGUUUCCUAGAGAUCUUGGGGACUCAGUAUGUGGAAUGGCGGCUGUGAGGAUAUCAUCUAAAGACAUGAUCUUCUGGUUCCGUUCUCAUACAGCUGGUGAAGUGAGAUGGGGAGGUGCAAAGCAUGAUCCAGAUGAUAAGGAUGAUGCAAGGAGAAUGCACCCAAGGUCAUCUUUCAAGGCUUUUCUUGAAGUGGUCAAGACUAGGAGUUUACCUUGGAAGGACUAUGAGAUGGAUGCUAUACAUUCCUUGCAGCUUAUUCUGAGGAAUGCUUUCAAGGAUGGAGGAGAAGCUAGUGAAGUGAAUACAAAUAUUAUUUACUCGAAGCUUAAUGAUCUAAACAUUGAUGGUAUGCAAGAACUAGAAGCUGUGACUAGUGAGAUGGUUCGUUUGAUAGAGACUGCUACUGUGCCAAUAUUGGCGGUUGAUUCUGAUGGAUUGGUUAAUGGUUGGAACACGAAGAUUGCUGAGCUGACGGGUCUGGAGGUUGAUGAUGCCAUUGGGAAGCAUCUCCUCACACUUAUUGAAGAUUCUUCAGUGGAGAUUGUUAAGAGGAUGUUAGAGAAUGCAUUAGAAGGAACUGAGGAGCAGAAUGUUCAGUUUGAGAUCAAGACACAUCUGUCAAGAGCCGAUGCUGGGCCAAUAAGUUUAGUUGUAAAUGCAUGUGCAAGUAAAGAUCUCCAUGAAAACGUGGUUGGGGUAUGUUUUGUAGCACAUGAUCUCACUGGACAGAAGACUGUGAUGGACAAGUUUACUCGGAUAGAAUGUGACUACAAAGCCAUCAUCCAGAAUCCAAACCCUUUGAUCCCACCCAUUUUUGGAACCGAUGAGUUUGGGUGGUGCACAGAGUGGAAUCCAGCAAUGUCAAAGCUAACCGGUUUGAAGCGAGACGAAGUGAUGGAGAAGAUGCUGUUAGGAGAAGUAUUUGGGACGCAGAAGAAGUCAUGUUGUCGUCUAAAGAAUCAAGAAGCAUUUGUGAAUCUUGGGAUUGUGCUAAACAAUGCUGUGACUAGUCAUGAUGCUGAGAAAGUGUCCUUUGGUUUUUUUACAAGGGGUGGAAAGUAUGUGGAGUGUUUGUUGUGUGUGAGUAAGAAACUUGACAGGGAAGGUGUGGUGACUGGUGUCUUCUGUUUUCUGCAGCUUGCUAGCCAUGAGCUUCAGGAAGCUCUCCAUGUGCAGCGUUUAGCUGAGCGUACUGCAAUGAAGAGACUAAAGGCUUUAGCGUACAUUAAAAGAGAGAUUCGGAAUCCGUUGUCCGGGAUCAUGUUUACAAGGGAAAUGAUGGAGGGGACUGAGUUAGGACCAGAGCAGAGACGGAUCUUGCAAACUAGCGCUUUGUGUCAGAAGCAACUCAGCAAGAUUCUUGAUGAUUCUGAUCUAGAAAACAUCAUUGAAGGGUCUUUGGAUCUGGAGAUGAAAGAGUUCAGCUUAAACGAAGUGUUGACAGCUUCCACAAGUCAAGUAAUGAUUAAGAGUAACGGAAAGAGCGUUAGUGUAACUAAUGAAACCAAGGAAGAAGUAAUGUCUGAUACUUUGCUUGGAGAUAGUAUUAGACUUCAACAAGUCCUUGCAGAUAUUAUGUUGAUGUCUGUUAACUUUACACCAUCUGGAGGUCAGAUAACUGUCACAGCUUCCUUGAGGAAAGAUCAGCUUGGAAGAUUAGUGCAUCUUGCUUCUUUAGAGAUGAGGAUAACACAUACCGGGGCUGGUUUACCAGAGUUUUUGCUAAACCAAAUGUUUGGGACUGAGGAAGAUGUGUCAGAGGAAGGGUUGAGUUUGAUGGUUAGCAGGAAACUGGUGAGGCUGAUGAAUGGAGAUGUUCAGUACUUGAGAGAAGCUGGGAAGUCUAGUUUCAUUAUCACUGCAGAACUCGCUGCAGCAAGGAAGUAGUCCCCAAAAGAAAAAGGGGUUAUGGAUAUGAUCUGAUGGCCACCUGUUUCUGUUUGUUUGUAACUUUCCAAUUUCUUUAAUUUUCAUUUUCAUUUUUCAAGUUUCAAUAACAAUGAAAUAUCCAUCCAUUUACAUCUUUAUGUUAUCUCUGUUCUGAAGCUGUGAAUAUGGUAUGUAUAUCUAAUCUCAUGUCUUGUGUUUUGGUUUCAUAAUGUUUUUUUCAAAACUGAUGUAUUAU
Eruca vesicaria subsp. sativa (arugula) is the source of this 3598-nucleotide messenger RNA. NCBI's taxonomy places the organism in Eukaryota, Viridiplantae, Streptophyta, Magnoliopsida, Brassicales, Brassicaceae. The record is from the annotation of a GenBank genome assembly.